AUGAAUUCGUUGGCUGGUUUAAUAGCCAACUAUGGUGAUUCUGAUGAUGAAGCUGAAGAGGAUUUAAGUAGUAACUCCACGAUCAAUUACAAAAACAACGGCGGUGUUGUACCUACGGCUCAAAACUACGCGAAUGCGUCUGCUGUCAUUCAUCCCGCUCCGAUACCGCAUUGCCCUUGGUCGGCUUGCUAUGAUGAGACCAGUGGUUUCACGUAUUAUUGGAAUCAACAAACAAAUGCUGUCACUUGGGAAGCACCCCCUGAGUACUUGCUUGCCCUCAAGGUCGCUCAACAACAGUUAACUACAUCAGGAUCAGGAGAAGUUUCAGCAGAAGAAUGGCAAAUGUAUCAACAGGCGUUAGCAGAAAAACAAAGUACACAGGCAAAGGCUACAUCCAAAUUUGUUCCAAAAACUCCUAAGAAGAAUGAUUCUAAUAUUAUUAAUAAUAAAGGAAAGAACAACAAAAACAGUAAGAAACGGCCCCAUAGUGAUGAUGAAGAAGAAGAGAAAAUAGAACUUAUUACCUCGUACCAUAAUUCGGACUCGGAGUCCAAUGAUGAGGCAGACACACCAGUCAAGCCUCCACAACCACCCACUCCUAAAGUGCAACCUAAAACUACUGCACAGAGAAAGCAAAAAAUAAAAACUCAAGAGUAUGGGCCAGCCCUACCUCCAAAUUUGAACUAUGCUGUGCCAAUUGGCCCUGAACUGCCCCCAGAGUUAAGAAAUAAUGUUGUUAAUUCACCUGCUAAUAAGACACAAAAUGCUGUGACUGAGGUAAAAACCUCAAAAACUAAUGAUGAUGACAGUCAAGAUGAAAGUACUUUAUUGUUGAAACUAAAAGACAAAGCAAAACUGCUUGAAAAACUAGGUGGAGAAAUACCUAAGGAGUUGCAACAAAUGAUUCAAGAAGAAACUGGAUCCGGCCCUGCAACACUCAAGACUGAUGAACCAUCCAAGUCACAUGCAAAUAUAGACGAUUUAUUAGAAGAAAUCGAGAAAAAAGAGUUACCAAAGAUAACUAAAGCGAAGAUAGACACAGAAGUUAACUCAAAUAACGUCAGUGCUAAAAAUUCUCCUAUAAGAGACGGAACACCACCGAUCGAAUCUAAACCACUAUUUCCGAGUUAUCAAAACAUUGAAGAGCCUCCAGUUCCAAUAGAAGUAGAUAAUGAACAGAAAAAAGUUGACGUCACUGAGAAAAAAGGAGUUAAUUUAUAUCUAACUGAUAGCAGUGAACGUAUUGAACAUGUUAAUAAGAAAAAAUUGAGAAUAAGCAACUCGGUACUUCCAAAGAAAGAACCUGUAUAUACUACUAAAUAUUCCCAAUUUAUAGAAGGCUUUUCGAGCGAGAGAGUAGGUUUGGGGUUUAGCAAAGAUGAGGACAAUACAGAGAGCCCAAAGAACGCUAUCAAUUAUGGAAACGGUUUGAUGUUUACAAAGGGUGAAACGUUAAACGAGGAGAAGAAAGAUGAAGAUUUGGAUGACAUGACGGAAUUACUUGAAAUGAAGCUGAAAUACCUGAAUCAGCUGCAACCGUGUACGUUGACGCCGGUGCAAGAGAUGUUGGUACAAAUGCAGAUGCUGCUGAGUGCGUUCCGCGCGGGCGCGCUGUCGGCGCGCUACUGGCGGCGCUGGGCGGGCGCGGCGCGGCGCCAGCUGGCCGCGCACGAGCUGCGCGCCGCGCCGCCGGGCUGGACCUGCUCCUUCCUGAGGUACGCGCCGCGCCACCUCACCCACCUCACCCCACCUCACCCGCCUUUGUCUCACUACCGCUUCGAACUUCACUCGCCGGUGUCGGGACGCGAUGCCGUACUACGUUUUGUUCACAGGAGCGACCUCGUUUAUCCCUAG
This is a messenger RNA of Arctia plantaginis, 1854 nucleotides long. The record is from the annotation of a GenBank genome assembly. Lineage: Eukaryota; Metazoa; Arthropoda; Insecta; Lepidoptera; Erebidae.